Symbiodinium necroappetens is the source of this 4401-nucleotide messenger RNA. The record is from the annotation of a GenBank genome assembly. NCBI's taxonomy places the organism in Eukaryota, Dinophyceae, Suessiales, Symbiodiniaceae.
AUGUGUGCGAAGACUUUCAAACAUUGUACAGAGCCGAGCAGCAGAAGGCUUCGUCAGUCUAGCUCUCUUGAGCAGGCUUUGGCCAAAGGCCAGUCUGACUUAAUACCUCUGCCCAGCAGAAAAGUAGUGAUCCAGCACAAGAGCCGGCAGCCCCAGAAGCGGAGAGGGGAGGCUCUCGCACGAGACGAGUGGUGUGACACGAAGGCUGGACCCGGGCUGCUGGCAACUUGCAGCCACGAGAGCAUCGUUAGGUUAUGGAAUCUGGCCGAUGAUGAAAACUACAUUCUCACGCUCCAGGGCAUUGAUGAGCGCAACAGCCUCAGCGGGGACAAGGUGACCAGCGUUGACUACAACCCUCGAAAACAGGUGCUGGCUUGUGGCACGAGGGGAGGGCGCAUGGUGCAGUGGCGCUGCUGCACACUUUCUGGUACCCCGAAGACCGAGUCCAACUGGCAGGUGCUCCCUGUCAUCAGCGUCAGCGACUGCACCAUUGACAAGCUGACCUGGGGUCCGGGGGAAAGCCUCGUCCAUGUCAGGACAGAUCGUCAGAGCGUCAUUCUCUCCGAGGCCCAGCUGAACACCGCCUUCCAAGCACCUAUCAUGGCAGUUCAAACAGCACCGGCGGAGAUCAUGAUCUAUCACACGGAGAAGCAGAUGCAGAUCGGCCUAAGCUCACCCUUCCGCGUCAAGGGUGUCAGCGUGGGCGGAAGCACGGUUCUCCUGUGGAAUAGCAAGCAGAUCAUGCUGUACGACAUCGAUGUCACAAUGCAAGCCUCAGUCUUGAGUCAGUUUACCCGAUCUUACGACAUCGUGGCUGCGGCCCUCUUCUGCCAAAGCCAUGAUCGUGUGGUGGCCAUGGCCAGUGGCGCAAAAAUCGAGUUCGCAAACAAGCAAGGUCAUGUGCAGAAAACGAUUCAGUUCUCCGAGGAGGUGGAAGGCUUUCCUACUUGCCUGGAUGUCUGCGGUGAUUUUUUGGUGGCCUCCACCUCUUUAAACUUCAUCAAAGUCUGGAAGGUGUCCCAGGAUAAGCCGAAACCGAUAGGUGCUCCGAGGAAGUUCGAAGGACUUGAGGAACGGUCGCUCGGCGAAAUCAGGUCAGUGCGCAUCAACAAGACCGGAACUCGAGUGUCGAUGCUCGUGGACCAGAGGCUCGGUGCCAACGGCCAGCCAACAGAGGGCGGCGCCCUGCGGGUACCUGAUGGACGCAUGUUCGUGUACGACACGGACUCCGACAACUUCCUCACGUAUACGGUUGGCAAAAGCAGUGUCCCCGUAGCUCACUUCUGGGACGCUUCGGACGGUCGGCUUCUGUGCUGUGAAGUCGUGCCGCAGGCCCUCGCGUACGACGGAGAGGCACAGCCUCCGAGUUCCACAGCCGGGAGCAUGGAGGAUGAGGCAAAGAACCAGCCACAGCAUUGUGCGAUGACGUUGUUCGUCGCGAACUCCGAGCAGAUUCACCUGCAGGACAGCAUUCCCUGCGUGGAUCCAGACCACAGCGUCACUCAGAUGCCUGUGGCCCUGAUGGUGCCCCACGUCUACUUUGCCCGGCAAGGGGAGGCAGCCGAGGGUUCUCCGGAGGAGCCAGCAUCUUCUCUGGUCAGCCGAACGGUGCUUAGAGACUUUGCUGGUCUGGAGAACAUGGACGAAGAGACGACCGCGGCUAUGCUCAACUUCUCGUACCACCUGGCCUGUGGAAACACGGAUGAGGCAUACAAGAGCGUCAAAGGUGUGCGCUCCACAGGGGUCUGGGAGAGCAUGUCCAAGAUGUGCGUGAAGACAGGCCGUUUGGAUGUGGCCCAGAAGUGCCUGGGGCAGAUGGGCCACGCCCGAGCAGCCGGGGCGCUCCGUGCUUGCCUGGAACAGGAGCCCGAGGCACGGUUAGCAAUCGUCGCCGUACACCUGGACAUGGUCGACCAUGCAGAACAGUUGCUGAAGAAGUGUGGAAGGUAUGACCUGCUCAAUCAGCUGUACCAGGCCGCAGAAUGGUGGGAGAAGGCCCUGGAGAUUGCGAAGACCAAGGAUCGUAUUCAUCUCAAGCCGACCCACUUUGCAUAUGCGCAGCACUUGGAGGCAGUGGAGGACGUGCAAGGGGCGCUGACUCAUUAUGAGCUCUCCGGCACCUACCGCACCGAGUCCCCACGACUGCUCUGCUCCAUGGGCAUGACGGAGGACCUGGGCAGCUAUGUCGAGCAGAGUGACGAUUCGCAGCUGCACAGAUGGUAUGCCCAGUACUUGGAGUCAAAGGCGGAUCUCGAUGGCGCUUCGCGAGAGUACAAGAAGGCCGGGGACUGGCUGAGCCUCUGCCGCGUCGCUUGCUUCAACGAGGAUCUCGAAAGCGCACAGAGGAUUUGCGAGGACUCGCAGGACCAGGCAGCCUGCUACCACCUCGCAAGACAUUUGGAGGCCGGGGGCAGCUUCAAGGAGGCCAUACAUUACUUCCAGAUGGCCGGACGAGUGGGGCAUGCACUGCGACUAGCCCAGGAGAACAACUUCGACGGAGACCUCAUGAGCCUGGCACUGUCUGCAGAUCCUCAGAGCAUGGCUCAGGCUGCCAAGUAUUACGAGCAGCGUGGGCAGCCUCAGAAAGCAGUCAUCCUCUACCAAAAGGCCGGUCAGCAGAAGAGGGCGCUGGAGCUGUGCUUCUCGGCACGGCUCUUUGAUGCGCUGCGCAAGAUCGCAGAUGAUCUCAGUGCAGAGAGCGAUCCUGCCAUACUCGCGAAAUGUGCGGAGUUCUUCAUGCAGCACGAGCAGCACGACAAAGCGGUCCACCUGCUGUCUAUCUCCAAGCAGUAUGACCGAGCGGUGCAGCUUUGCACAGAGCACGACGUGCACAUCACUGAGGACAUGGCAGAGCGGAUGACCCCGGACAAAGGAAGUAUGGAUGCGACUUCCAGGUCAGAGAUUUUGCAGGACAUUGGCAAGCUCUGCAAGAAGCAGGGGUCCUUCCAGCUUGCCUGCAAGAAGUUCACACAGGCUGGAGACAAGCUCAAGGCGAUGAAGAGUUUGCUGAACAGCGGUGACACGGAGAAGAUCAUUUUCUUUGCUGGUACUGCGCGGCAGCCAGACAUCUACGUCUUGGCAGGGAACUACUUGCAGAGCCUGGACUGGCAUGCUGAUCCGGACAUCAUGAAGAACAUCAUUCAGUUCUACAGCAAAGCCAAGGCCUACGACAAGUUGGCGUCCUUCUACGAUGCCUGUGCUCAGGUAGAGAUUGAUGAGUACAGGGACUACGAGAAGGCGGGCGGCGCUCUCCGAGAGGCCUUGAAGUACAUGGCCAAGGCGGCUGGCGAGACGGCAGAAAGCGACGAGCGAGUGAUAUCUCUGCAGAGUCGGAUCGCUCUUGUCGAUGAGUUUGCAGGUGUGAGGAAAAUUGCCAAAACCGAGCCAGAUCAAAUGGUUGCGGUCUGUGAGAGGAUGGUGAGCACGCCAAACAUAGACAGCGCUGUCAGAACCGGCGACAUUUUCGCACAGCUUGUGGAGUACUACACUGACUUCAAUGACUACAACUCUGCAUACAGGACGGUGGAGCGAAUGAGAGAGCACGGCAUUGUGCUCACACCGUACCUGGACAGGGCCCUUCUCGAACGCAUCUACGGUGCUGUUGGACAGCCCCUGCCCGAGUCGGAAGCAGCUCCUGCUGCGCCCGCCGCCGAUGGCGAGGACGUGGACGAGGAGAUCGCGGAGGAAGACUGCUGCUGGCUACGGAGCGAGGAUGGAGAGCGGAUCUCUGGAGCUGACCUUGAGGUGCCUUUCGAAGGGCUGGAGUUGUUCCACGAGGUCUUGCCCGGUGGAGAGGAUAUGGAGAUGGAGAUCCUGGCGCAGCUCCAGGCUUGGCCCUGGCAGCCAUCGCAGAGUGGGCGCUGGAAGCAGGACUUCGGCCCAAAGGCCAACUUCAAGAAGCAGCAGGUGAAGAUUCCGGAGACCUGGAAGGGCUUCCCAUCCUGGUCUCAGCAGCUGCUGUCGAACCUGAUUUGCAGAUCUGAAACGCUGCAGAGCUUUGAGGCCGUAGAAUGCCUCUCGUUGUGGUACGAUGCAGACCGCGGAGCCAAUCAUGCGUUGCAUGUAGAUGACCUGUGGCUCUGGGGGGACAGAAUCCUUGGUGUGUCGAUGCAGAGUGCGUCGGUUUUCACAUUUUACGACCCAGCGAACGAGGUGGUGGUCAGAGUCCCACUGCCGAGACGGUCGGCGUACUUAAUCAGCGGCCGGGUGCGCGUCGACUGGCAACAUGGGCUAAUGGCAGAGGACAUCUCUGGACCUCGUGUUGCAAUUACUUUCCGCGAACUGACAGAGGCGGUUGCAAGCAGUGAGCUUGGUCAACUAGCCCUCGAGCGAGCAAAGCUUGUGGCGUGCAGACCCGAGGACGGUUCUGAGAGCCGGACAGACUGCCCAACAGAAUCGCAG